AUGUCAGAGAAGGAAUAUACUGAGGAACAAGAAAAGAUCACAUAUGUUAUUCUGAAUAAGGAUAAGCAUUCGUUCUAUGAGUUGUUGCAGAUAGAUAAGGAGGCCAGUGAUAGCGAUGUGAAGAAAGCCUAUCGCAAGUUGGCUAUUAAGUUACAUCCGGAUAAAAACCGCCAUCCAAGAGCAGCAGAAGCAUUCAAAAAGAUAAAUCGGGCGUUUGAAGUGCUAUCGGAUGAAAAUAAACGAAAGGUUUAUGAUCAAAUAGGUUGUGAUCCGGAUGAUCGUGCAGCUGCGCAAGAGUCUUACAGAAGGGGGGGAGGUUCUGGACAGGAAGGGGGAUCGGGCUUCGAGCCAUUUCCUAGCGAAGGCAUGUUUUUUAGAGGUCCAGGUAAUGGCCCGGAAGAUAUAUUUGAUUUUCUAUUUAGGGCUGGUGGAGGUGGUGGACCUUUUGGAAUGGGAGGUGGUGGACCUUUCGAUAAUUUCGGAAACAGUCCGUUUGGUGGGACGACAACUUUUACAUUUGGAGGUCCAAGUGGGUUCCGAGUCUAUUCUAGUGGACCUGGAGGUCAAUUCCAACAGCAUGGAGGCGGAUUUAAUUCAAGGGCGCAGGAUCGAUCCCGUCGGAAUAACCAGGGAGAUGCGACUCAAGGAGAACUGCAGGAUCCCCUGCAACAUGUAUUGUUUAUAUUAUUGAUUGUGCUGGUAUUCUUGAUGUUUCCUAGUCUGAGUUAUUGA
This is a messenger RNA of Eremothecium cymbalariae DBVPG#7215, 732 nucleotides long. It is a transcript of the gene HLJ1, whose product is annotated as type I HSP40 co-chaperone HLJ1. Gene Ontology annotation, biological process: cellular response to misfolded protein. The coding region runs from base 1 to 732 and encodes 243 amino acids. NCBI's taxonomy places the organism in Eukaryota, Fungi, Ascomycota, Saccharomycetes, Saccharomycetales, Saccharomycetaceae. Gene Ontology annotation, cellular component: endoplasmic reticulum membrane. Gene Ontology annotation, molecular function: Hsp70 protein binding. The record is from RefSeq and is a predicted model, not a curated record. The transcript has a single exon.